AAACAUUAAUACCUGAGAAACUCAACUAGCCGUUGUAAAACUCAAAAUUCAAAAAUCCAUGGGUCGCUCUCUGAAGAGCCAGAGAGAGCCUGAGAGACCCAACACAACGUCAUAGCUUUCUCUCUCUUUCUCCCAUUUUCUUUUUGUUUCUCUCUCUAGAAUUCUCUGCUCUUCUUUGCUCUCUCCCUCUCUCUCAACUGUGAUCUGCUCAAAAGGAUCAAUUCUUCAUCGAUUCGCCAAGUUAGUGUAAAUCGAUCGACUCUGAUUUGAGAUUUCUAUACAGUCCCAAGUUGGGGGUGGCUAGUAACACUCCAAUUAUCAUUCAUCUUGCAACUGUUUCAAUUCUGUAGCAUUUCUUGAGAGAGAAGCUUUGACUGUACUUCUUACACAGUCUUCUUCCAAGUUCAACUGCCAAGGCAAACUUCAAAUACACAUAAAGUAAAUAUGACAGUUAAAAAUCCCAGUACACCAGCUUCAAAAAUAGAUAGGACACCAGUGUCCACUCCAGGUGGUACCAAAGUUAGGGAAGAGAAGAUUGUCGUAACAGUACGAUUAAGGCCUUUAAACAAGAGAGAGCAGUUAGCCAAAGACCAAGUAGCAUGGGAAUGCAUUGAUGAUAAUACGAUUGUGUAUAAACCACCAGCUCAUGACCGCGCUACUCAACCGGCCACAUUUACAUUCGAUAGAGUCUUUGAUCCUGCUUGUUUAACAGAAGCAGUAUAUGAGGAAGGAGUGAAGAAUGUUGCUUUGUCUGCUUUAAUGGGCAUCAAUGCAACAAUAUUUGCAUAUGGGCAAACUAGCAGUGGGAAGACCUACACAAUGAGAGGAAUCACUGAGAAAGCUGUUAAUGAUAUUUAUAGGCACAUAGUGAAUACUCCAGAGAGAGAUUUUCGUAUAAGAAUUUCUGGGCUGGAAAUCUAUAAUGAGAAUGUCAGGGACCUCUUGAAUUUAGAAUCUGGACGCAACCUCAAGCUUUUAGAUGAUCCAGAGAAAGGAACUGUGGUUGAGAAGCUGGUAGAAGAAACAGCAAAUGAUGAUCAACAUUUAAGACAUUUGAUCAGUAUCUGCGAGGCCCAAAGACAAGUGGGUGAAACUGCACUAAAUGACACUAGCUCACGGUCACACCAGAUAAUAAGGCUGACAAUAGAAAGUACUCAUCGUGAAAGUUCAGAUUGUGUGAGAUCUUAUGUGGCAAGCCUGAACUUUGUAGAUCUAGCUGGCAGUGAGCGAGCCUCACAAACGAAUGCAGAUGGUGCUAGGCUAAGGGAAGGCUGUCAUAUUAAUCUUAGUUUGAUGACUCUCACAACUGUAAUUAGGAAGCUCAGUGUUGGGAAAAGAAGUGGUCAUAUACCCUAUCGAGAUUCAAAGCUUACACGCAUAUUGCAGCACUCCCUUGGUGGAAAUGCUCGUACUGCCAUCAUAUGCACUUUGAGCCCAGCAUUAAGCCAUGUUGAACAAUCCCGGAAUACUCUCUUAUUUGCUACCCGGGCAAAGGAAGUGACAAAUAAUGCCCAAGUAAAUAUGGUUGUUUCAGAUAAGCAGAUGGUAAAACAUUUGCAGAAGGAAGUAGCCAGACUGGAAGCAGAGCUACGAACCCCAGAUCCCUUAAAUGAAAAAGAUCGGAAAAUUCAGCAGAUGGAGAUGGAAAUCGAAGAACUAAGGCGCCAAAGAGAUCUUGCACAAUCCCAAGCAGAUGAAUUACGUCGAAAACUUGACGAGGAACAACAACAGGGUUUAAAGCCGUUUGAAUCACCCAGUCCAGUUGUGAAGAAGUGUCUUUCUUUUUCUGGGGCAUUAUCACCAAAAGAUAAAACAAGAAACACAACGGGAAGGCAGACCAUGAGGCAGUCAUCAACUGCCCCUUUCACACUCAUGCAUGAAAUUCGGAAGCUUGAACACCUCCAAGAGCAGCUUGGAGAAGAAGCGAAUCAAGCCCUAGAAGUACUCCAGAAGGAGGUGGCUUGUCAUAGACUAGGUAACCAAGAUGCUGCAGAGACUAUUGCUAAGCUGCAAGCAGAAAUAAGGGAUAUGCGUGCUGUUCGACUAGCCCCAAAAGAAGUUGAAGUUGGAAGUGCGAUCACUGUUAACAAGAGUGUUAGUGCCAAUCUCAAGGAAGAAAUAACCAGACUUCACUCACAAGGAAGCAACAUUGCAGAUCUUGAGGAGCAGCUUGAAAAUGUUCAGAAAUCCAUAGACAAAUUGGUAAUGUCCCUUCCAAACAAUAAUGAUCAAGAGUCUAACAAUGAGGCAGCUAUGAAAGCCAAGAAUCAAUCAAAAAGAAAGAAAUUGCUUCCUUUAGCUUCAAGCAAUAGUCCCAACCUGCCCAACUUUAUACUAUCUCCGUGCUCACCUCUAUCAUCUUCUCAUCAAGUGUUUGAGUCCGAAAUUGAAAACAGAGCUCCAGAAAAUGAUGACAAUAUGCCUAGUGAAACCCCAGCAAUGUCUGAGAGAGAUACUCCAACAAAAAGUGAAGAAGGUACUCCAUAUCAGCGUUCCAGUUCAGUAAACGUGAGGAAAAUGCAGAAGAUGUUUCAGAAUGCAGCCGAAGAGAAUGUAAGAAGCAUAAGAGCAUAUGUAACAGAACUUAAAGAACGCGUAGCCAAGCUGCAAUAUCAAAAGCAGCUACUUGUUUGCCAGGUGCUUGAGCUGGAAGCAAAUGAAGCAGCUGGAUACAACGUAGAGAAUGACGAUAACAUAGCCGAGAUACAUGGGGAGUCCCCAGCUCCAUGGCACGUGACUUUUAGGGAGCAGAGGCAGCAGAUCAUUGAGUUAUGGGAUGUUUGUCAUGUUUCCAUCAUUCACAGGACACAGUUCUAUUUGUUAUUCAAGGGAGACCAAGCUGAUCAGAUAUACAUGGAAGUGGAACUCCGGCGCUUGUCUUGGUUGCAACAGCACUUAGCAGAGCUUGGUAAUGCAAGCCCAGCUCACGUUGGAGACGAGCCUACAGUCUCUUUAUCCUCAAGUAUAAGAGCACUGAAGCGGGAAAGGGAGUUCCUUGCGAAGAGGUUAAAAACUCGUUUGACAGAUGAAGAGAGAGAGGCAUUAUAUAUAAAAUGGGGAGUCCCACUUGAUGGGAAGCAUAGGAGGAUUCAAUUCAUAAACAAGCUUUGGAUAGAUCCCCAUGAUGCCAACCAUGUACACGAGAGUGCUGAGAUUGUAGCAAAGCUUGUUGGCUUCUGUGAAGGUGGAAAUUUGUCGAGGGAGAUGUUUGCGCUUAAUUUUGUGCUUCCAUCUGAUAAGAGGCCAUGGAUUAUGGGUUGGAACCAAAUCUCAAACCUUCUUCAUUUGUGAGCAAUUAGCUUGUGACUACUGUCCAUUCUCAUUUCUUUUACUUGUAAAUGAAUUGAAUUUUGGAGUCUGUUUACACAUCUGAGAUGCACUGCUUCUUCAGUUAUGGUGUGGCAAAGAUUUGGGGUAUUUGUUAUAUGAUUCUCAUUUUGCAUGAUGAGACAAUAUUUGCCAUUGCAUUUUUUCUGGAUAAAAGAAUCAAAUUCAUUUGGUACAGUCUAUUUUCUGUAGAAACAGAGUUCAUUCUUGGCACACUUAAAAAAUCUGAGUGUUUGUGUUUGAUUUCAUUUGAGCAAAUGCAGUCAGGUAACAACAGAUAUGUUCUAGACUUCAUUGUAUCUUGAAUGCAGAUUCGCUCACCAAACUAGGUAAAGCAACAUGACUUCUCCAAGCUGGUUGAACAUAUUUUGCGAAUCAUAUGAUGAAUUAAACAUAUGAGAGAGAGACGGAGGCAGAGACAGAUCUCCAUUAUUAAUAAUACCAUAGCCAGUACAAGGUAGUCAACACCAGAUUCAGAAGACAUUAUUAUAACUAUAUAAGAUACUAGUAUACUGGCCCAUAUAUGACAUUAAUA
This is a messenger RNA of Camellia sinensis, 3862 nucleotides long. Its product is annotated as kinesin-like protein NACK1. NCBI's taxonomy places the organism in Eukaryota, Viridiplantae, Streptophyta, Magnoliopsida, Ericales, Theaceae. The record is from RefSeq and is a predicted model, not a curated record. Gene Ontology annotation, biological process: microtubule-based movement. Gene Ontology annotation, molecular function: microtubule motor activity; microtubule binding; ATP binding.